Messenger RNA from Toxoplasma gondii ME49, 1648 nucleotides. RefSeq lists its product as hypothetical. The record is from RefSeq and is a predicted model, not a curated record. The transcript is spliced from 8 exons. Gene Ontology annotation, cellular component: nucleus. NCBI's taxonomy places the organism in Eukaryota, Apicomplexa, Conoidasida, Eucoccidiorida, Sarcocystidae. The coding region runs from base 328 to 1512 and encodes 394 amino acids.
AAUUCGUUUGCCUCUAUUGCUUUUCUCUUUUCCCUUUGUGAAGCACGCCGCGGGGUCUACUCCCCUGGACCCUGUCUCGUUGUUCCGCUAUCUCGCCGUGUCCGCUCGUCUGGGCUCGACGACUUCGGGGCCCUGCCGGGAUUGAGUCCCGUCCGUCUGCCGCCGAACAGUGGCCUAGACUCUCCAGUGCCUCUCAACUUUUCUUCAUCUGCUAGGAGCAAUAAUUGCCUCUCCCUUUCUAAGACCUGCUCACCUCGGUGCCCAGAGUCCCCCCCCCGUCUUCGCGUCCUCUGCGUCUCCGCCACGACAGUCGCUCACUCACGGAAGAUGAAGGGAAGCAAUAAGACAGUCGAAGCCGCUGUUUCUGGCGAGGGCGACCGACGAAGAAAGAGAGACGAAGACGUCGUGAAUGCCGAGGAGCGCGCCGAAGAAAGUUCCAGUGACGAAGAAGAUGACGGAGACGAAAUCCAGUUCAAAGCGAGGACCAAGGAGGAACUUCUACGACAGGGAGAAGACGGUGAAGACGAAGCAGACGAAGAAGAGGAUACAGACCUCACAGAGACAGUCCGGGCCUCCUUUGGCUUGUUCGAUCCUCACGAGGAAGCGACAGAAGCGGUUCUUGCUCUGCUUCGCCAGUCUCGACUCGACGUGCAUUUGAAGAUCUCCUCUGGGGCUCUGCGGUCGUUGGCCGAGGCGAUUGCUAACCAAGGAAAUGUCGGGUCCUUGCUGAAGGCAGUCCCCGAAGAAGAGGAAGACCAAGUCGACGAGAAUGCGCCAGUCGUCGGCUUUCUCUCUCUUCUUUCUCUUCGCCAGUAUCCCGAAGCGACGGAUGUUUUCCGGGAUGCCUUCCUACGCUUGGCUGCUGAACACGCCCCAGCUGGCAUGAAGGCGAAACUCGAGGCAAUUCUCUCCCCUGAAUCGGAGGAAUCUGUCGGAAAGCACGACUCGAAAAAGCAGCUGAAACACAACGUCAACUGCGGGUGGAUGGUGAAGGAACGCGUGAGCAACACGCCCCCCGCCCUCAUUCCCACGAUGUUUUCUUCUCUCUUGGAAGAUGUGAACUGGAGCUUGGCGACUGAGGAAAUGGACGAAGAGGAACGACCGUUCUACAACUACACACACGUCGUCGUUCUUACGAGGGUGUACAAAGAGGCUGACGCAGGCCCGACAACGGGGCCGAAGAAAGCCAAGGGCGACGAGCCACUGGGUUUCAAGGCAUUCUUCCCCCACCCCGAGGACGAGGAACUUCUCAAAGUGGCUACCUCUUACUUCACCUGCCCCACGGGCUCAUCCGCGCGCGUGUCUGCUGUUGAAGGAAGCAGUGGGCCUGGAGCAGGGAAGCAGAAGAAACACGCGAGCCAGGAGGCAGCCGAGGAAGACGCCAACAUGGAGGGGAGCUGCCAAAUUCGCUCCUGUCCAGAGUACCUUCUUCUGCUCUUGUUGCCGUUCGACAGGCUCAAAAAGUGCACGGACGCUAUGCAGCAGCAAGCGGUGUUGCAGGCGGCUUCCUAACGCGUUGUGUGUGAACCCAGGACUGUGUCAAACUCUCGUUAAAACUCAUCAUGCCUUCUAGCAACGCAAAACAAUACUAACCUCCCCGCACCCGUUUCGCCUGUCUGGUCUUUCGCCACUGAAACCAUAUAUCCGU